This is a messenger RNA of Cinclus cinclus, 573 nucleotides long. Its product is annotated as NADH-cytochrome b5 reductase 2-like. Gene Ontology annotation, molecular function: FAD binding; oxidoreductase activity. Gene Ontology annotation, cellular component: mitochondrion. The transcript has 6 exons. Lineage: Eukaryota; Metazoa; Chordata; Aves; Passeriformes; Cinclidae. The coding region runs from base 1 to 573 and encodes 190 amino acids. The record is from RefSeq and is a predicted model, not a curated record.
AUGGAGGCGUUUGCGGGAGCGCCUAUGGCCAUCGCCGUGGCCGUGGUCGCGGCGUCCGCCCUGCUGCUGCUGCUGCUGCGAGGGCCGGCCCGGAGGCCGAGCGGCCUCGUCACCCUGCAGGACCCGCUGGCCAAGUACCCGCUGCGGCUGCUGGACAAGGAGGAAAUCAGUCACGAUACAAAGAAAUUUAGAUUCGGGCUACCCUCAACAAAUCAUGUAUUAGGAUUACCUGUAGGCCAGCAUGUUUACCUUUCUGCAAAAAUUGAUGGGAGUCUGGUGAUUCGAGCCUAUACCCCCAUUUCCAGUGAUGAGACAAAAGGAUAUGUUGAUUUAAUUAUAAAGGUCUACCACAAAAAUGUGAACCCCAAGUUUCCAGAGGGUGGGAAGAUGUCCCAGUAUCUAGAUAACAUGAAGAUUGGAGAUACCAUUGAUUUCAGAGGGCCGAAUGGACUGCUGGUCUAUAAGGGGACAGGUGAAAACAGGAAGGAGAACGACAGGAAAAGCACAGUCCCUACUUUGGAUGUCUUUCCUAAAGACUCUCUGCACUGUAUGCUCUUUGUGUUCAUUAAAUGA